Messenger RNA from Octopus bimaculoides (California two-spot octopus), 1239 nucleotides. RefSeq names its product sulfotransferase 1C4. NCBI's taxonomy places the organism in Eukaryota, Metazoa, Mollusca, Cephalopoda, Octopoda, Octopodidae. The record is from RefSeq and is a predicted model, not a curated record. Gene Ontology annotation, molecular function: sulfotransferase activity.
AUACAUCGUAAAAUUAUCUUCACUGCUGCAUUUUGUUAGAUACAGCGAGGAGGUAUAGCAAAUUUACUCUUUCCUUAGCAUUUAGCUGUUGUUAGAUUUUAAAGCAGUGCAAUUUCAACUAAGAUGUCGUCAACAUCAACUGUUAGUGAAGUAAAGAUGAGAGAUUGUGAAGAAAUAAAAAAAGAAAUAGAAAGUAAUGCUGUACAAUUCAUCGGCAACGACGGAGAACCUAUGCUAAUUUAUCAAUAUAAAGGGCACAAUUUUCUUCGUAUAGAAAUGGCAUCAUCAGCUUUGUCCAAACUACAUACAGUGAAAAUUAGACCUGAUGAUAUUUUGCUGUACACCCAUCCUGGAGCAGGUUCACAUUGGAUGUUUGAAGUCAUUAAUAUGGUACUGAGAGAAAGCAGUGAAAGAAUCAGCACGAUAAAGGAAUCGUUGCUAUUAGACUGGGCACCAAUAGAAAUUCUCGAGUCAGCUGAAUCACCUCGAGUAUUGAACACACACCUUUCUAUUGAAUUCCUGCCUCCGGAAUUGCUAAAAGAUCAUAAAAUCAUCUAUCUAAACCGCAACCCUAAAGCCAUGGUGGUGUCGUACUACAGACACGUGAGUAGUUCUAAAGCUACUGAAUACACAGGAGAUUUUCCAAGCUUUUUUGACCUCUAUAUGAAAGGAAAAGUUCCUUAUGAUGAUUACUUUAAACAUGUUCAGGAAUUUUAUGCCCUAAUUAAAGAUAAUCCAAAUGCACUUAUCAUUACUUAUGAAGAAAUGCAAAAGGAUCUAUACAAAGUAGUGUUACAUAUUGCUAAGUUCCUUGAUAAAACAAUUUCUGACCAACUUGCUAAAAGUAUUGUUGAUAUGUGUUCAUUCGAUAAGAUGAAAUCUGAGAAAACAUUGGUGUCUGCUUCGUGUGUCCCUAAAGACUUAUUCAAAGAGGGUGGUACUUUCUACCAUUCUGGUAAAGUGGAUACAUGGAAAAAAUGGUUGACCGUUGAGCAAAGUGAACGAAUUGAUGCAAAGAUCCAAUCAGAAUUCAUUGAUAAAGGAAUCAUAUUCAAUUUCUAAAUUAUUCCACUUGUGUUAGAAAGAAGUAUUUUAAGUUAGAAUUUAAAAUCUUAAUAAGAAGAUUUGUGCCCAUAGAAAUAUACAUUGAAUUUGUAUAUAGCCAGUUUAUAUAAAUUAAUGACAUGAAAGUGGUUUGUAAUAAUGAUUGAGUAAAUGUUAAUAAAACCUACAAAUAUA